GUUGAUAUGUGUAGCAUUAGUAUUAUUGCGACACCUUGACGUUAUGGAAUUUUCCUGAAAUUAAAUAAACGUAUCAUCGGUAAAUGAUUGUUACUACUAAAUAUGUUGCAUUACAAGUUUAAUUUUGAAAUUGAAAACAUUAAACAGCUACAUACGCAUCAGAAUUUGGAGUUGUAUAAAGACGAUGGGACUCGGAUUAAUUCUUAAGGAAAAUUAGAAGUACAUCAUUUUUAUCAGAUAAGUUCUAACAGUGCGGAAGAUUAAACAAUUCUCAGAGCAUGGGUGCAUACAAUACGUCCAAACGAUACAAAACAACAAACGAGGAACAGGAGCUACAACUGAUCAAGAUUUUUAUUUACAAUGGUUCUCUCUAACGCAUUUUCGAAGCUGUAAAUAUGAAUGAAAGGUACAUAACUAUGCACAACAUAUUAUAAUACAUGAUUUAAUAACGACUGUUACGUCUAAACUCUGAAAUAACUAUUAAUCCUUGUCUAUCAAUACUGAUUGGUGUAUUCAAUAACAAUGCCUUACUGCACAGUUUGUCAUGUAUCUGUAGAUAAUCGUCAGUGGUCUGGUCAUUUACGUAGUAAUGCACAUAAAAACAAUAGCAUAGCUCCUUUUAACAGUAAUGUAAAAAUAAUCAAGUCCUCGUUCAAAGGACGUAUUGUAAGUUAUAGGAUUAUUGCAACCGAGGAGUUAGUCCAUAAAUUACCAGAGAGUUUUUUAAAUAAAAUUCGAGAUCAAGUCAAGGAUCUGAUCGACCAGUCAUUAAAAAGACACACAUCUGUUAAAGUUAAUUUUGAAUUAUUUUUGAUAUUUCUUUUGUUUAAAAACGAUCACCAAGAAACUAAAUCAUUUGCUACAAAAAACUUUAUUAUUAAUUUUAAUUACGAUUUUGACACAAUUUUCAAAUUAGUUAUUUCAUUACUUCUCAAAAGAAUAGAAGAAUUUCAGGAAAGAGAUAGCGGAUGGACAUUUUUGAAUAACUCUUAUUUUGAAGUAAAUAUUAACAAAUAUCAGCCUCUCAGUGGAUCUAAAUUUAUUCCUUUACCAAGUUUUAUAAAAAAUAAAAAAGCUUGCUUGAAUAUUAAGAACAACGACAAGUACUGCUUUCUAUGGUGCGUGGUGGCAGGCUUGUAUCCUGCAACCCGACAUGCCGACAGAGUUUCAUCAUAUCCUCGUUUUCAGGAUGUUUUAAAUGUUAAUGAUUUGUCAUUUCCCAUCACGUUCACAGAUAUAGCUAAUUUUGAAAAAAAUAAUCGUAAUAUUAAUAUUUAUGUAUAUGGUUUGAAAAAUAAUAAAACCGUUGUAGGUCCAUUAUAUAAAACAAUUAAUAAAAAAUGUAGGAGCAUCCACUUAUUGUAUCUAGAAAAUGAUAGUAAUUCCCAUUACUGUCUUAUUAAGAAUUUACCCCGUUUAGUUCGAAGUCAAAUUUCUAAACAUCAUGGUAAAUUAUAUUAUUGUGAAUCUUGUUUAUUGUUUUUUCCUACUCUUAGUCAACUUGAAACACAUCUGUGUGGAGGGGUCGUUACUAUUUUGCCAGAUAGGGGAUCAGUACUAAAGUUUAAAAAUUUUCAAAGGAAACAAGACAUUCCAUUUGUAGUUUAUGCUGAUUUUGAAACACUCUUAAUACCGAUUUCCAGCGAUGAAUAUGAUACAGUUAACACAACAUAUACCCAGCGACACGCGCCGGCCGCUUUUGCUUAUAACAUAGUAUCUUCUUUUAAUGAUAAUGAUAACAAACGGUAUAGAAGUUAUCGCGGUAAGGAUUGUGUUGCAAAAUUUAUAGAGUUUCUUACUCAGGAUGUAAUUGAAAUAUAUAAAAUACUAACUAAAAACAACCCUAUGAUAUUUACUGAUAAAGAUGUUGAGGAUUUUAGAAAUGCAAUUAAGUGUCACAUAUGUGAAAACUUGCUGUGGUCUGACAGAGUUAGAGAUCACUGUCACAUCACUGGUAAGUACCGUGGCGCAGCUCAUCGACAUUGUAACCUACAGCAUAAAGUACCAAAAUUCAUACCAAUAUUUUUUCAUAACUUGUCAGGAUAUGAUUGCCAUUUAUUUGCACCAGUUUAG
Spodoptera frugiperda (fall armyworm) is the source of this 2073-nucleotide messenger RNA. RefSeq lists its product as uncharacterized. The transcript has 4 exons. The record is from RefSeq and is a predicted model, not a curated record. Bases 523 to 2073 code for a protein of 516 amino acids. NCBI's taxonomy places the organism in Eukaryota, Metazoa, Arthropoda, Insecta, Lepidoptera, Noctuidae.